UGCCAGGUUGUGUUAUUGUUGUUAGUACUCGAACUGCUUCAAUGUGAUUGGUUAGUCCUUCGUCUUUGCAAGUUAGUGGAGGGUUGAACGUGACCGCCAUCUAUUGGAGACGUUUGGAAACCGCACCCAAACUUUGUCCUAUUUGUAUUUGGACGUGAACAAUCCCUAUUCUGCAUUAUUCAGGCAGAUCUUUUGAAGUGGGCACUUUGAAAGGUGCAAGACAAUUAUAUCUCACAAUUUGUUCGUUUUGAAUGCACAUGGUGAGAGGAGUGAUUGAAAACAAUGCGAUUUUCUCUUUAUCUGGAAAGACCCAAGUGUGGCGUACGUCAUUUGAAGUGCCCUUCAAGACCUCGUAUCAAGAAUUCCUGACGAUUGGAAACCGAAAACACCAUAGGCAACAUGUAACUUAUGAAAUCCUUUGUAGAUAAUAAAACAAUUCGUUUGUUGUUGAUUAAAAGAAAAAUAAUGCAAACUGGAUAGGUAGUGUUUAAAUAUUGAUUAUUAAAUAUUAUAUUUAUGCAAAUUUCCUUAUUUGGCUUUUUCUGUAUUGUUUUAUAGUCGUGUUUGCACCAACUUAAGGUGCAAUAUUUUUUUUAAUCUCUGAAUUAAUGUGUUUAUACCCCUUUCAAAGCAACAUUGAAAAGAAAAAAAUCAUGGAUUCAGUGGAAAUCAGAGUCUCCUCGCACAAUCACAAGCACCGAUGACUCCUCUAAUGAAGCCAACAGUACAGACAAAACUUACGGCUAUGUGGCCUGUGUGUUUUCAAUGCUGUUGUAUGGAAGUAAUUUUGUUCCUGUUAAAACAAUAGAUGCUGGAGAUGGAAUGUUUUUCCAGUGGGUAUGCUGCUCGGCUAUAUGGUUUGUUGGGCUGGUUGUUGACAUGUUGUUUCACCCAUCCAGAGCUCAUCCAGCAGCCAUGCUCGGUGGAGCAAUUUGGGCCACCGGAAAUAUAACAGCUGUCCCAGUUGUGAAGUUUAUUGGCCUUGGACUUGGAAUUUUGCUUUGGGGAUCCAGUGGUUUGCUAAUGGGAUGGGCAAGCUCAAGGUAUGGCUGGUUUGGGUUGCAUCCAGAGGAAAUACCCAAACCGAUACUUAACUAUUGUGGAGCUGGUCUUUGUUUGCUCAGUGCCAUUAUAUUCUUCUUUGUGAAAAGUGAUGUUCAGAAACGUUCAUCUACCGAAACCAUGCCUUUGUUGAUUGAUGACAGGAGGUUAAAUCCUGACAGCACCAGUGAUUCAUGGGUGGACACGAUUUCACCAAGGAGUAAGAGAGUGUUUGGUUGCAUCUUGGCCGUAUUUUCAGGGGUCCUUUAUGGCUGUUCUUUCGUGCCUGUUUUCUAUAUUAAAGUCCAUGCCAAAACCAAUUCCAGUAUAUUCACUGGUUCCAGUCAAAGUGAAAUUGACUACUGCUUUGCCCAUUACAAUGGAAUUUUCCUCACGAGCACAGUGUAUUUUCUUGCUUAUUGUGCAGCCACGAGGAACAGACCUCGGAUCUACCCCAGAGCCAUCUUGCCUGGUUUCUUAAGUGGUUUGAUGUGGGGACUGGCCACAUAUGCAUGGCUUAUAGCAAAUUACUACCUCAGUGCCGUGAUCACAUUCCCUAUAAUUAAUGCUGGUUAUGGUUUAGUAGCUGCUCUGUGGGGGAGUGUGGUAUUUAAAGAGGUCAAAGUAGGGAGUCGGAAACUUGCUGGUGUUUGUUUUUGCAUCUCUUGCUGUCCUGGCUGGCAGCUGCUUAACCGCGUAUUCAAAGAUUUGAGUCUGUACAUUAUAUUACCACAAGGUGGCGAUGGCGGAAUACGUUUUGAACAAAAAAUCUUCCCAGAUUUGCAAUCACUUAAUAAUUUUAUCACCUGGAAUAGUGGUUCCCCAGCUGCUUAUAGACCUUUAUCUAAAUGUAAUUGCUGUCAAAAUGUGUAAUGUCACACGUUUGUUUAUUUUUAUGAAUUAAAACAAGUUCCUCCUCUAGGAGAGCACAUUAUUACAUGUAGGCUACUGCUAUUUAUACUUCACUUAAAUUGAAUUCACUUAUAAAUGCAUCUGUCAAAACAACGUUUGUUUACAUACAACUUCUUCCUGGCAACACGAGCUAUUGUUAUUUGUUUCCUAGCAGACCUAAUGGUUAAUGAUCUUCUUUCCUGUUUUCCAUGCAUUUAAGACUUUGU
Molecule: messenger RNA, 2159 nt
Organism: Paramisgurnus dabryanus
Lineage: Eukaryota; Metazoa; Chordata; Actinopteri; Cypriniformes; Cobitidae
Source: RefSeq, a predicted model, not a curated record